GCUCCCGGCUCCCGGGGCUGUUCCCGGCCGAUGAGGUGAUUCCACGCCGGGGCUCCUCCCGGGCCCCAGGGCUAUUCCUGACUGCCAAGGCGGGGAUGUGCCUGGGCUGUUCCCGGCCCCUGGGGCUAUUCCCGGCUCCCGGGGCUAUUCCGGGCAGGACGAGGCCAUACCGGGGCUACUCCCGGCCCCUGGGGCUAUUCCCUUAUUCUCGGCUCCUGGGGCUAUUCCCGGUUCUCCAGGCGCUGCUGUACCGGGGCUGUUCCCGGCCCCCGGGGCCAUUCCCGGGUGGACAAGCCGAUUCCGUGCUGGAGCCAUUCCCUGCUCCCAGCUGCCACUCCCAUCCCAUUCCCGUCUCCAUCCCCAUUCCCAUCGCCGCCCCCUCCCCGCCCCGCUCUCAUCCCGGCUCUCCCGCUCUCCCAGGACCCCGCCGCGGCCAUUUGAGGGACUCGGUGGCGGAAGGAGACCAGGAAAGGGCCGGGCAGAGGCCGGAGAGAGCCGGGAGCCGCGGGAAGGGCCCGGGAAGGGCUCGGGAAGGGCCCGGGAGCGCCCGGGAAGGGCCCGGGACAGCGAUGUCGGCGGGGGGCGCGCCCCAGCCCGCCCACGCCCUGGAUCUGCUGCCGUAUUCCCGGCUGAGCCCGGCGCCGCGGGCCGGAGCCCAGCUGGAUGCCGUCGGCGCCGAGAUCCCCUCGGACCCCUGCACAGGGUACCGCUUCUUCAAGCCGGGGGGUCUGUUCGGGAUGAAGCCGCCGGAGGAGCCCUUCGGAGCCGCGCGGACGGGCCCGGAGGACUCCAAGGCCCUGGGCAGCCCCUGCGCCGUGGAGCCCGGGCGGGUGAGCAAGGUGGAGCCCGAGGAGAAGCCCGGGAUUGGCGCCGGCUCCCUGGAGCUGUUCCCGGCCGCGGGCGGCAGCUCCGGCCGCUGGUUCCCCGGCGGGCAGCGCGGCCCCGAGCCCCCCCGGGACCCCCCUGCCCCCCGCGCCGGCUGCUGGGGGGCCCAGGGGGGCGUCCCCGGCCCCUUCCGCUGCGCCCAGUGCGGGAAGGGCUUCCGGCAGAAGCAGAGCCUGGUGACGCACGAGCGCAUCCACACCGGGGAGAAGCCGUUCCGCUGCGGGGACUGCGGCAAGAGCUUCAGCCAGCGGCCCAACCUGCUGACGCACCGGCGCGUGCACACGGGCGAGCGGCCCUUCCCCUGCGCCCAGUGCGGCAAGAGCUUCUCGCAGAAGGCCAACCUGCUGGCGCACCAGCGCAUCCACGGCGCCCACCCCGAGGAGGGCAAGGCGCGGGCGCGGGCGCCGGCGCGGGGCUGCCCCGAGGACGCGCCCUUCGUGUGCCCCGAGUGCGGGAAGAGCUUCCGGCAGAAGCCCAACCUCAUCACGCACCGGCGCAUCCACACGGGCGAGCGGCCCUUCUCCUGCUUCCUGUGCGGCCGCAGCUUCAACCAGAAAACCAACCUGGUGACGCACUACCGGGUGCACACAGGUGAGCGGCCCUUCGCCUGCGCCCAGUGCGGCAAGCGCUUCACCCAGAAAACCAACCUGGUCACGCACCAGAGCACCCACACCGACCUGCGCCCCUUCCCCUGCGCCCAGUGCCACAAGUGCUUCAAGGACAAGGUGUCCCUCAAGGCCCACCAGAAGACGCACAUCCCCCGCCAGCGCCGCUGCCCCGCGCGCGGCCCGGCCCCCGCCGCGCCCGAAGCUCCCCGAGGGCACCGAGCUGUUCCCGUGCCCCUGCUGCGGCCCUCCGAGGCGCCCGCCGCGCCCUUUGCCGCCGGCCCCCCUCUCCUGGGGCCCCUGGGGGCGCAGCCGGGGCCGGGGGAAGGCGUGCUCUCCCCGGAAAAGCCCUUCAUCUGCAAUCAGUGCGGGAACAGCUUCGGGCUCUGGCUCGCCCUCGUCGCCCACCAGAAGAGCCACGCGGGGCACAAGCCGUGCCCCGGCGCCCCCCCCGCGGAGCCGGGCGCCGAGUGCUGCGCCGCCUGUCUGGCCCCCCGCCCUCCCGAGCCGCCCCGCGGGCAGCUCUGGGCCAAGGCCGGCGGCUGCGCCCGCGCCUUCGAGGAGAAGCGAGCGCCGGGAGCGCCGGAGCGCGAGUGCGGCGAGGAGAAACCGGCCCCGUGCCCCGGCUGCCUAACCCCACCACGACACCCCGGCAAGGAGCGGCCCUCGGCGCCCGGGGGCACCCGCGACCCCAGCUCCAAGCUCCCCCCCAUGAAGGAGGAGUCGCACGGGGGGGUUCCCUGCGCUGGGGGGCACAGCGGAGAUAGCGACACCAGCGACAGCUGUGCCUGGAGCGGCUCUGACAGCAAGGACGACACCGGAGGACGCCGUGACCCGGGCUCCGCUGUGCCCCGCUCCGGCGGCCGUGACCCCGAGCGGCAGGACCGCACCGGGCUCGUCCCCCGGCCGGUGCCGGGGCCGCUGCCGGGGCCCGAGGCGGCGGCGGGCCGGCCGUACCUGUGCGGCACCUGCGGCAGGUCCUUCCGGCACCGCCGCAGCCUGCUGGGGCACAAGAAGCUGCGGCGGGGGAACCGCGCCCGGCACGGCUGCGCCGAGUGCGGCCGCGGCUUCUGCCUGCGCGGGGACCUGCUGCGGCACCGCGACACGGGCCUGGCGCAGUGCGAGCGGCCGCCGCGGCACGGGCACAGCCCCGGCGGGCGCGGCCCCUUCCGCUGCGACACCUGCGGCAAGCGCUUCAGCCUCAAAACCAACCUGGCCACCCACCAGCGCAUCCACACAGGUGAGCGGCCCUUCACCUGCGGCGUCUGCGGCCGCCGCUUCAACCAGAAGGGCAACCUGGUGACGCACUACCGGGUGCACACGGGCGAGCGCCCCUUCGCCUGCGCCCAGUGCGGGAAGCGCUUCGCGCAGAAGCCCAACCUGCUGGCACACCAGAAGACGCACCUGGGCCGCCAGCCCUUCACCUGCCUCGAGUGCCCCAAGCGCUUCAAGAGCAAACUGUCCCUGCGGGUGCACCAGCGGGUGCACACCGGGACCCCCGGCCAGGCCCCCGGCGCCCUGGACCCCGCCGGGAGCCCCUUUCCCUGCGCGCUCUGCGGGGAGGCCUGCGCCGAGCACGGGGGGCUCCGGCCGGGCCACGGCGGCGAGCGGCCGCACGGCUGUGCCGAGCAGCUGCACACCUGUGCCAAGUGUCCCCACGGCUGCGCCGAGCGUCCCCACGCUUGUGCCGAGCGUCCCCACGGCUGCGCCGAGCGGCUCCACACCUGCGCCGAGCAGCGCCGCGCCUGCGCCGAGCACCCCCACGGGUGUACGGAGCACCCCCACGCCUGUGCGGAGCAUCCCCACGCCUGUGAGCGGCCCCACGCCUGCGGGCAGCCACAGCCCUGCGCCGAGCGGCCGCACGCCUGCGCCGAGUGUCCCCACCCCUGCGAGCAGCCCCACGCCUGCAGCAAGCGGCCCCACACGUGUGAGCAGCCCCAUGGAUGCGCCGAGUGUCCCCACGGCUGCGCCGAGCGUCCUCACGCCUGUGCCGAGCAUCCUCACACCUGUGCUGAGCGUCCUCACGCCUGUGCUGAGCGUCCUCACGCCUGUGCUGAGCGUCCUCACACCUGUGCCGAGCAUCCUCACCCCUGCGAGCGGCCCCACGGCUGCGCCGAGCAGCCCCACGCGUGCUCCGAGUGUCCCCACGCGUGCUCCGAGUGUCCCCACGGCUGCGCCGAGCGGCCCCACGCGUGCGCCGAGUGCGGGAAGCGCUUCCGGCAGAAGGUGAACCUGGCCGUGCACCUGCGGACGCACACCGGGGAGCGGCCCUUCCGCUGCGCCGACUGCGGCAAGGGCUUCAGCCAGAAGGCUCACCUGCUGCGGCACCGCCGCACCCACGGCGCUGGCCUGCCCGCGCCCUGCGCCGCCGGGGACCCGCUGGGCAAGGGCCCCGAGCCCCCCGCGCUGCUGGGAGCCUGGCGAGGGGAUCUGCGAGCGGACACCGGUACCGGGGGGCUCGGCACGGGCGGGGGGGUGUCCCCCGAGGUGACAUUCGAGGAGGUGGCCGUGCACUUCUCCCCCGAGGAGUGGGCGCUGCUGGCGCCCUGGCAGCGGGCGCUGCACCGGGAGGUCAUGGGCGACACCUACGAGCUGGUGGCCAGCCUGGGUGAGGGACGGGGCCCUGGGGCUGGGGGUGCCACGGGGACCGGGGUGCCACGGGCUGGGGGUGCCACCCACCGGGAGCAGCGGGACCACCGGGAGCAGCGGGGCGCGGCGGGGCCGGCCGAGGAGCGGCCCUUCGUGUGCGGCAGCUGCGGGAGCCGCUUCAGCUGGAGGGAGAGCCUGGAGCUGCACCUGCGCAGCCACCGCGCCCACCCGUGCCCCGAGUGCGGGCGCGUGUUCCCGCACCGCGGGCACCUCUGGCUGCACCGCCGGGCGCACUCGGGCCGCCGCCCCUUCCCCGGAGCCCGCCGCGGCCUCUGCUGCCACCGCGGGACACGGCGGCACGGCCCGCCCCGCGGGGACCGGGACGGGGACGACAGGAUCACGAGGCCGGGAGCCGUUCUCCCAAUUAAAUUCCUGAAAUUAGAGCGGAGCCGGGAGCGCGCGGGGGGCGGGGACGCUGAGGUGCCCUAA
This is a messenger RNA of Passer montanus (Eurasian tree sparrow), 4568 nucleotides long. Its product is annotated as zinc finger protein 865-like. NCBI's taxonomy places the organism in Eukaryota, Metazoa, Chordata, Aves, Passeriformes, Passeridae. The coding region runs from base 96 to 4568 and encodes 1490 amino acids. The transcript is spliced from 11 exons. The record is from RefSeq and is a predicted model, not a curated record. Gene Ontology annotation, biological process: regulation of DNA-templated transcription.